AUGCGGUCCAUCCCAGUAAUCUCAAGCUUCGUGACAGUACUAAACGCUUUCUCCAUACACCGCAAACCCCAUGCCGACUUCAAGUACCUCGUCACCUUUGGAGACAGCUACACCGACAACGGCCGCCUAGGCUACUACAGCUCUCAUGAUGCCCACGGACCGCCCCCGGGCGUAAUGCCCCCCGAGGCCAACGUCACGGCCAGCGGAGGCCUGCAGUGGCCUCAAUACGUCGAAGCCAGCACGGGCGCGACUCUCUACGACUAUGCCAUCGCCGGCGCAACGUGCGACAACAACAAUGUGGAGAGAUGGGCCGCAUUCAUGAACGCAUAUUACCCAUCCAUCAUCACCGAUGAGCUCCCCUCGUUCAAGGCCGAUCGCAAGACGAAGCUGUACAGGGGCGUCACUUCGGAAAACACGGUGUAUGCGCUGUGGAUAGGGACAAACGACCUGAGCUACACGGGCAUCCUCAGCGACUCACAAGUGGCGGGAACAAACAUCACCACGUACAUCGACUGCCUCUGGAAUGUCUUUGACGCGAUUCACGCAGCUGGCGGCCGCCGCUUCGUCAUCCUCAACAACAACGCUUUGCAGCUUACGGCGCUGUACCGCCCGCUGUCAGACGGAGGCGCGGGCGACAACCAGUUCUGGGCCAAUAAGACGCUCUACAACCAGACUGAGUACGCGCAGAAGAUGCUCGAGUACACGGUUUCGGCAAACACGAUGAUUGACUACGGCGUUCCGUUCCACCUGCUCGUCAAGAAUCGCUGGCCGGGGUCCAAGAUUGCAGUGUAUGACAUACACAGCCUCAUCAUGGACAUUUACAACGAUCCCAGCCGCUAUUUGGAGCCGCCGCAUAAUAUCGUAUGA
Messenger RNA from Trichoderma citrinoviride, 867 nucleotides. RefSeq names its product carbohydrate esterase family 16 protein. Lineage: Eukaryota; Fungi; Ascomycota; Sordariomycetes; Hypocreales; Hypocreaceae. The record is from RefSeq and is a predicted model, not a curated record. The transcript has 2 exons. The coding region runs from base 1 to 867 and encodes 288 amino acids. Gene Ontology annotation, molecular function: hydrolase activity, acting on ester bonds.